AUGGCUCUUGGUAGCCUUGCUGAGACCUUCUCUGACACUGAGUCUCUUCUCUCUGAUCCACCCACAGAUCUCGACGAUAUGUAUUUUGCAGGUGGACAGGAUCUGAAGAGAAUACCUCCUGCUGCCCACAGACAAUGCUUGAAGCGCAGUUUCAAUUCACGCUCAUACCUUGCUGACGAUCCCGUUGGCGACUCUUACGGGAUGGAUGGUGACUGGCAUCCUCCCAGGCAGCCGAGACGUUCUUCUCGUGUCCGCAGCCAGUUCGAAGGUGUGCCCAAUGAAGUCAGUAUUGUGAGAGCUGGAAGUGUGAGGUUGCCGCUGACCAUCGGGCAGAUCCUCAACAAGAUUGUGACCUUCCUCCCGGAUGAUCAGGAUCUCCACAACUUGAUGCUCACCUGCACGACCUUUGCGUACGCUUUGACAUCUUCCCGGUCGGCAAUCUGGCGUCAACGGUUCAACUCGGUCUUCGACUGGCCAUUCAUCGUCGACAUGACAGAUUUUGCUUCGGCCUAUCAGUUACGGAAAUUUGUCCUCCAGCAUUUCGUCGAGUUCACCGACCCGGACGAUGAGAGAUUGCAGAUCCAAUUGGAGGUCUUGAGAGAUAUGCUCCUGGAGUCCUACAAUCAGCAGUCCAAGCUCCUCCCUAGACCAUUGACCUCUCGCAACCUCGCAGCAUUUGCGUCAGAAAACUCUCCAUGGGCACGAAUAUUUCUGUCCUGUCCGUUCUUCCCCAGCCGCGGCGACCGAUACGGCCAAGCACAUUCCCUCUUUGACUCGAUCCAGGUUGUGUUAUCCCAUCUGCUAUUGUCACCGGCUUUCCGCAUGGCAUCCACUGUGAGAUCAUCCAGGACGAACUAUGACCUAGCCAUUGUGUACAAUUGGGGAAGCCCAUUGACUCUUCUGUAUCCGAGAGAGAAGGGGAAGGGGAAGGACAAAGGAGAAGAGAAUAAAAACUCGACACGAAACAGGACACGCAAUAAACGACACAGCGGCAGGCUACACAGACUACGUCAAACUGGCAGGCCGACGUAUAAACUCGACACCCGUUCUCUGCUCCACAUUCGCAACUUCUGGCACCGUCACCUUAUCCAUACCGCGAAAGGGUCCGGGGCGAGGGACACUCUCACCGAGAAUACCUAUGCGAAAAUGGCACGAGAGCUGAUGCGUCAGGGAAUCACUCCGAAGCCGUGGGAUAGGCCGCUCGCCGACGACUCAUUGCUACAGAUUCCCACCGAGUGGUACGGACACUAUUCCACACUGGCCAUUUGGCCGAGGAAGCGGCUGGAGCUUGAAGAGGUCCAAAGCCUGGCGGAAGACUGGCACGAGGUUGAUCCCAUGAAACUCGACUUUGCCAUCUCGGCGGACAACCAAGUCGACGGCUUCUGGUCGCCCAUCUUCAAGAGCGUACCGGCUUUUCAAAAGUCACUCCCCGACCUCAGCCAAUGCGUCUUCAUCCGCGGCCUCGCUCCUUUUGUCCAGCUAUCGCCCCCGAGCAAUUCUGCGAGGGCAUCCGACCCGGCGGAAUCGCAGUCCACACUCACGCUGCCGGCCGCGCCACAACUGUCCAAAUAUCACCCUUACUUGGCCCUUCGUCUCCGUGGCGUCGUCCACUCCAUCCCUGCCCAAGCUCUUACAGACGACGACGAGGACGAUGACAACGACACGAAUCAAGACCCCGGUCUACCGGGAUUCAAGCGCGUCGUGAUGAUCCUCUUCAAGCCCAGCAAACGCUACUUGAUCCAAGUCCUCGAGCACGCCGAGGGAGAGUACGGCGAGACAUACGCGACAGCGCUGACGGCGCAGAUGGCGCAAGGUAAUAAUAACAACAACACCAGCCCUGGCCCUGGCCUUGACCCCGCGCCCGCGCUCGCGCUCGACAACGCCGCCGAGAUCGACGCGCGGCUCGACGAGUACCUGCGCACGAAACUCGUCUCGAACCCUUUGUGGCGCGACGGGGCCAACUUUGACAGGGACGCGGUCGAGGAGAUGGAGGAAAAGUUCCGCCUCAGCGAGUACCUGGAGUGGAACGACAUUGACUACGCCUACGCGUACGAAGGCGCACUGCUUCCCGGCGGGAAGAUUAUGUUGGGGAAGUGGUGGCGCAUCACCAUUCUCGGCGACGGCGAGGGGUUGGAGUGGAGCGACAGACUGGGCGACCUGGAUGAGGUUGCCGCCGGAGAAGGACAAGGGCUCGACCACCCCAGCGACGGAGACGCCAUGGACCUGGACCUAGAUCCCGUCACAGGCAUGGGAGGUGGCAGUGGCAAUUCCGGCAACACGCACCAGCAAGGCGCAUCGAGCGAGGCUGGCCGUGAGACAGGAGAUGCGAGUCUCCACAAGAACCGCGAGCGCGGACCAUUUGUUUUCUGGUGUCGAUGA
Molecule: messenger RNA, 2379 nt
Organism: Fonsecaea pedrosoi CBS 271.37
Lineage: Eukaryota; Fungi; Ascomycota; Eurotiomycetes; Chaetothyriales; Herpotrichiellaceae
Exons: 4
Coding region: 1-2379 (792 amino acids)
Source: RefSeq, a predicted model, not a curated record